Coturnix japonica (Japanese quail) is the source of this 1557-nucleotide messenger RNA. It is a transcript of the gene CASP6, whose product is annotated as caspase 6. Gene Ontology annotation, molecular function: cysteine-type endopeptidase activity. Gene Ontology annotation, cellular component: cytoplasm. Lineage: Eukaryota; Metazoa; Chordata; Aves; Galliformes; Phasianidae. Gene Ontology annotation, biological process: proteolysis; apoptotic process; positive regulation of neuron apoptotic process. The record is from RefSeq and is a predicted model, not a curated record.
UCGGCCUGCGCUGCUCCCGCCCCGUUUCCUCCGGAGGCAGCGCGGAGGAGGCGGGCCGGGCCGGCACACGGCGGGCGCCGAGUCGGGCUCUCAGCAUGUCGGGCUCGGAGCAGCGGCGGGCGGCAGGCCAUGUGCAGUUGGACAGCAAACCUACACCAACCACCACAGAUGGAAAUCAGAACAUUACAGAAGUGGAUGCAUUUGAUAUAAGACAAACAUAUGACCCUGCAGAGCAAUACAAAAUGAACCAUCAGAGAAGAGGAGUUGCGUUAAUCUUCAAUCAUGAGCACUUUUUUUGGCAUUUAAGGCUGCCAGACAGACGUGGGACUUUGGCAGACAGAAACAAUCUGAAACGCAGUUUGACAGACCUUGGAUUUGAAGUCAGAAUUUUUGACGAUCUGAAAGCAGAAGAUGUGCUGCAAAAAGUGUAUGAAGCCUCUCGGGAUGACUACAGCAACGCUGACUGCUUUGUUUGCGUGUUCUUGAGUCACGGUGAGAAUGAUCACGUCUACGCAUAUGAUGCCCAAAUCAAAAUUGAGACAAUCACAAACAUGUUCAGAGGAGACAAGUGCCAGAGUCUGGUAGGAAAGCCGAAGAUAUUUAUAAUUCAGGCAUGUCGAGGUGAUAAACAUGAUGAUCCAGUUCUUGUCCAGGAUUCAGUAGACAGCAAAGAUGAAACCACUGUUAACCAGACUGAAGUGGAUGCAGCUGGCGUCUAUACCCUGCCGGCUGGUGCGGACUUUAUUAUGUGCUAUUCUGUGGCACAAGGUUACUUUUCUCACCGUGAAACCAUAAACGGCUCCUGGUACAUUCAAGAUUUGUGUGAGGCCCUCAGGAAGCACGGCUCGUCCUUGGAGUUCACAGAACUUCUUACCGUCGUUAACAGGAAAGUUUCUCAUCGCAGCGUGGAUAUGUGCAGAGAUAUAAAUGCUAUAGGGAAAAAACAGAUUCCUUGUUUUGCUUCAAUGCUGACAAAAAAACUGUAUUUUCAUCUAAAAUCUAAGUAGGUUGCUACUUACAUGACAUUCUUUAAUUCUCGCCGCAGAAGGGAGAAAACUACCAUGUUAGAUCAGGAGCUGGCAGAAACACUGGGAUCAAACCAUCCAGUGUGUAUAUGCAACAGGUUCAAAAAGGCAAAUUUAAAGCUAAUAGUGCAGCUCUGUUCAUCUCAGGGAAUCUGGACAAAGUUUACUGGUGCUGGAUUAAUAAGAGGUGCUCAGAUUUUAUUGAAAUUAACUUUUAAGGACAGAUUUUUGCUCAAUAUAUCUGUUUAAUUAUGGCACAUUUUUUACUAUUUCCAAAUCUUUUUAAGCACUGUCUUAGGUUAGCUUCUCUUGCUCCAAGAGUACUGCUUAUAGGAAGUACAAAAAAAUGUCUUACAAGUGUAUCUAUCUAUGUACAGCAGGGUCCACCACCUUAUUUUUAUGCAUUUAUUAAGGUGGAUUUUCUUUUUUCCUCUCAACGCUGAAAACAUACUUCAUUCCUUGAGUGCAAUUGUAGUUCUAAUGUGCAUAAAAGGCUUCUUUUGCUGGCACAUAAGUGUCAUUGGUGGCGCAA